ACCACUGAUAAGAAAGGGCACGCCAUUUAUGACGCGGCGCGCGAUAGCGAAAAUGCAACGGUUACAGACCGACCGGCUUAGUUAGUCGGCGACCGUCGGUGCGCGAACACAAGUGCUUUUGCGAUCCGCGCGAUCUGGUCUGGUGUGGUUUUAUUUAUCGUGCCCUCUCCAAACGGUGCAGCGGUGCAUCAAAGUGCAGUUUAUUUGUGUGUUUGACCUCCCCUUGACUUGCGAUUGUUCCACUCGGUCGAAAGUGUCGAAGCAUGGCGUUACGAUUGCUGGGGCUUCACCAACACCAGCGUGCGUGCUGGAACCGGAUUCUGCAAACGAUUCGCACCCAAUCAACGGUUGCUCCGAGCACGCACGAGAAGCAGCAAAGCUACAUUCACCACAUAGGCAGUAAACCUCUGGUCUAUCGGAACGUGGGCCAACAUCUUCGACUGGCGGCGGAACAGUUCCCAAACAAUGAGGCCAUCGUAGCGUGUCACGAAGCGGGCGCAAGGCUCACCUAUGCCGCCGUCCUAGACAAGGUAGAUCGUCUGGCGGCUUCCUUCCUACAGCUCGGUCUGCGGCAGGGUGAUCGCGUCGGAAUCUGGGCGCCGAACGGGAUGCUCUUCUAUCUUACCAACCUGGCGGCGGCGCGUGCCGGUAUGAUUUCGGUUGGAAUUAAUCCGGCCUAUCAAGUACCGGAGCUAGAGUAUGCACUUAAGAAAGUCGGCGUAAGGGCUCUCGUGGCUGCGGAAGGAUAUCGUCAACAGAACUACUACGGCAUGGUGUCCCAUAUCGCACCGGAACUUGCCUCGUCCAAGCCGGGUGAGCUAAAGAGUAAAUUGCUCCCAAAUCUGUCCGCCGUAAUAAUUGACAGUCAGAAGAGUUUGCCAGGAGCAAUUAAGUUCAGCGAGCUAUUCGAUCUGCCAUCGGAACAAAGCAUCAGCAAGGUGGAGAACCUUCAAUCAAAGAUUAUGCCCGACAGUGGCGUCAACCUUCAGUUCACCUCCGGAACAACGGGACAACCCAAAGCGGCUCUGAUGUCACACUUUGGCUUCGUCAACAACGGACUACACAUUGGCAACCGGAACGAGCUAGACCAGAAGAUGCAUCGACUGUGUGUACAGGUGCCACUGUUCCACGCGUUCGGUAUGGUGAUCGCCAUCAUGGCGGCCAUUUCUUACGGCUCCACGCUCGUUCUGCCAACCGCAGGCUUUAAGGCGGCCGAUUCCUUAGCUGCCAUUGUACGCGAAAGAUGCUCGAUCGUGCUUGGAACUCCAACCAUGUACGUGGAUCUGGUGAGACGUAUCGUUGAAAGUGGUGCUAAGCUAGAAACGCCCGAGAUCGCCGUCACCGGUGGAGCUACCUGCUCACCGAAGCUGUUUGCCGACAUCAAACACACGCUCGGCGUGCGGAAGGUGAAAACCGUGUUCGGAAUGACCGAAACAACGGCCGUCAUCUUCCAGGCCCUGUUCGACGAGACGCCGGAGGAUGUGCAGCAAACUGUUGGCCACAUUACCGAUCACUACGAGGCGAAAGUGAUCGAUCAGGAGGGGCAUAUCGUACCGUUCGGGACGGCCGGCGAACUGUGCGUUCGGGGAUACGGUACCAUGCUCGGCUAUUGGGACGAUGAGAAAAAGACGAAGGAAACGAUCGGUGCUGAUCGGUGGCUGCGGACAGGUGAUCAGUUCGUACUGCGCGAGGAUGGCUACGGGAAGAUUGUGGGUCGCCUGAAGGAAGUCGUUAUCCGUGGUGGAGAGAACAUUUACCCGAAGGAGGUGGAAGACUUCCUGAACACCUAUCCAAAGAUUCUGGAAGCGCACUGUAUCGGUGUGCCGGACGAGCGUACGGGUGAGGAGUUGUGUGCUUUCGUACGGCUAAAGGACGCUUCCGAUACGAUCGAUCGAGAGGAGGUAAAGCGUUACUGUGAGGGAAAGCUGGCGUACUACAAGGUGCCGAAGUAUGUGAGGAUCCUGAACGAUCUGCCCAAGACAACGUCUGGAAAGGUGCAGAAGUUUAAGCUAGCCGAACUGUUUGCAGCGGAACGGUAACGAGCGCUUUUCGUGUUUAAGUUAAUAUGAAUGUUUUGCUAAAGCUUCAACUUUUACUGGUGUACUGGUGUACCUACUCAUGAGGCCGUGGUAAAGGCUGAAAACUGAGUUGGAUUUUCGAUUUUUGAUAAAAUAAAAGGAGGAAUAUUUUACAAAA
Anopheles stephensi (Asian malaria mosquito) is the source of this 2196-nucleotide messenger RNA. It is a transcript of the gene Acsf2, whose product is annotated as medium-chain acyl-CoA ligase ACSF2, mitochondrial. Lineage: Eukaryota; Metazoa; Arthropoda; Insecta; Diptera; Culicidae. Gene Ontology annotation, molecular function: medium-chain fatty acid-CoA ligase activity. The transcript has 5 exons. The record is from RefSeq and is a predicted model, not a curated record. Gene Ontology annotation, biological process: fatty acid metabolic process. The coding region runs from base 264 to 2039 and encodes 591 amino acids.